Messenger RNA from Aplysia californica (California sea hare), 919 nucleotides. RefSeq lists its product as uncharacterized. NCBI's taxonomy places the organism in Eukaryota, Metazoa, Mollusca, Gastropoda, Aplysiida, Aplysiidae. The coding region runs from base 482 to 820 and encodes 112 amino acids. The record is from RefSeq and is a predicted model, not a curated record. The transcript has 2 exons.
AUUGAAUAACGCUGGGAGGAAAUCUACGAGAGCCUUUGCAUCAGCCUCAACCAAUAGGGUAAAUUAUUGCGAGAGAUUCAUUGCCUUUCAGAAAACACACGUCGCGACUGGACGAGCAAUGAUCCCGUACAACUUGCAUCAGAAUUUGGGAUGGAUAAAUAGAGCGAGGAGGCUGAAUCGUUUCAUUCAUAGCCUCAAAGAGGAACAAGCGGCCUUGCACCAAAAGCUAAAAGCACGAACUGAGAGAAAGAGGAAAGUUUUAAAGUAUACAGACGACAGAACUUCAAACAGACCCCGCAGACAAAGAAAAGCCUAAUAUUUCAUUAGACCUGACAACCUGAUAUAAUCAAUCACUGGAGGAUACGUCAACUUCCCAUUCAAAUACUCCAAACAAAUCCAGCCCAACCAACUAACUCUAUCUCAGCACGAGUCUCACUCUUUUAAUUAAGCAAAGAGUUCCAACAACAUCCUCAUCGUCAUCAUGUUUGGUCGAUUCGGUUGCAUCGUCAUCGGCAUGUACGCCGGCAUCCUGAUCAAACAACGCUAUCGGAUCCCCGAGCUGAUAAGCCCCGGCGAGAUCCUGGGCAGAAUGAAGGCCUUCGAGCACAACCAGAGAUGGGAGGACUACCAGUACCGUUACCACAACCAUGGCUGCUGUCACCAUCCCGACCAAGGGGACAGAGGCCCCCGCAUGUGGGAGCGUAUGAGGGAGUUUGAGCAGCGCCACAGACGGGAGCAGCCCACCACCCCACCACCCCAGCCCACCCAACAGACUGCUCCCACUGCCACCUCCGGGGAGUCAGAGGCCGCCAGCUGCUAAACAUUCCCAAGAGAAAGCACAUCUUCAACAGCUUCUCUUUACUUUUACGAAAGAGUUUUACGGCACUUGCAACACAAAUGGAUCGUAUAAGUGCCAAAG